This is a messenger RNA of Osmerus eperlanus (European smelt), 3588 nucleotides long. It is a transcript of the gene terb1, whose product is annotated as telomere repeat binding bouquet formation protein 1. The coding region runs from base 124 to 3225 and encodes 1033 amino acids. Lineage: Eukaryota; Metazoa; Chordata; Actinopteri; Osmeriformes; Osmeridae. The record is from RefSeq and is a predicted model, not a curated record. The transcript has 22 exons. Gene Ontology annotation, biological process: homologous chromosome pairing at meiosis; meiotic attachment of telomere to nuclear envelope.
CUUUGCAAUUCACUUUGGAAAAUAGCGCGAGCUAAAUAUUUCCAUAACCCUGUCCCGAUGACAAUGCACCUGCCGUAGACAACAUCACCUCAGCGGCAUACUGAAGUUGAGGCUUUGAGAGGGAUGGAUGUCACCAGCGAUGUCACCAGCAAAAGUAAUCACCAUGCCACCAAAACAGAUCUGACUCUGUUGCUGGAAUGUCUGAAGUAUCAGAUGGAUUGCCCAGAUUCACAGAAACAAGCUCUGCUCACUAUCUACUCAAUCUGUCAACAGAGAGAGGAGAAUGUGGACCUCUUCAGAAACAUGGGAGGAGUGGUGUUUGUGUACAACCUCUCCAAGUCCAGCGCUCACUGUGAGGUCAAGGAGACAGCACUCUUUACUCUGGGGAUGCUAGCAGAGAAUAAUGUGUACUGUAAACAAGCUCUGUGCAGAAAAGAGACUUUCUCAGACCUGGCUGACUGCCUGACACAGGACUGUCCCCUCACGCUGAAGAGAGUGGCUGUUUAUCUGCUCUCUGUACUGGUUGCCAACAACAGGUCAGGACAGACUUUCGCUCAGUCCAGCGGCUGCCUGGACAUUCUGCUGGACCUUUUCAGGACCCGUUUCCCUCUCUCCAGCGAGGCUUCAGCGAAGCCUGCCAACAUCCCUCAGCUCCACCAGCUGUGGAAGUCUGUGUCCAGCGCCCUCUGUGGCUGUGUCAACAACCCCCAGAACGAGGAGAGUCAGAUGAUCUGUGUAUCAGCAUUCCCUCAGAUCAGAGUCUGGCUGCAGCAGAUGGCUCUCCCCCGCACUGAGUUGGUACAGCCCAUCUGCUUUUUCAUAACCAUGACUGUCUCUAACAACAAUUUGGCUCAGGAGAGUUUUUCAUCAAUGGGCGGUCUGGAAACUCUGACUCUCACACUGAUUCGAGUAUCCUCUAAUGCAACCCAAACCCCACUUGCCUGUGAGCUGUCCUGUAUAAUGGCCAAGACCCUGUCAGCCUGUAUAAGUGACAACCCCGCCCUGGCUUCCGGCUUAGCUCGGCACCGUGUGGUGGAACAGCUCCUCCCCCUGUUGACCAGCCCCAACGUGGACCCCAGAGAGCAGCUGUCUGUCAUCCUCGCCCUGGGACACUGCACUGAAGCCUGUGAGGAGCACCAGUCUCAGCUGGUGCAGUGUGGGGGGCUGUCUGUCAUCAUCUCCGUGCUCACCGACGCUCACAACGAGGAAGUGAGGAAAGCUGCCACCUUCCUGCUGCACACCUGCAAACAAGCCACAGUUUCCGUCAGAGGCCCUGCCCUGGGGCGAGCUCAUGGCCAGGCUAGGCAGGGCCAGGCUGGGCAAGUGAACACCCCUGAGGACCUGGAGGCCUGCUGGAGGUCAGCCACAGAGAUGCUGCACAAAAUCAAGCAGUUCGAGAGGGAGCAGGCCAAGAGGAGGUAUGAGGAAGAGAGGGAGACCCCGGACCAGCAGACCCUCGAAAAAUGGUUGGCGGAGGCUAUACCUUCACCCCUCUCCCCUCCCUUAAUGUCCCACCCUGCCCCCGUGCCUCAGUGGGUGGGGAGAGCCCAAGGGGGGGAGCCAGGAAGGGGAAAGAGGAACCACGGAGAGAGGGAACGGGGGAGGCCUGGCGAGCGGACUCCCGUCCCGACCGCUGGCGAGCAGAGCGACAGGGAAGGAGGAGGGAGAGAGAGAGGAGGGAGAGAGAGAGGAGGGAGAGAGAGAGGAGGGAGGAGGUUUGAGGAGAGGAGGGAGGACAUGACUCCCUGUAGGCCCAUGACGGAGAGGAGAGGAAGGCCGGAUCUAAAAGAAGACCAGCGAGAGGGGAGACAACAUCGUGGAGACACAGAACCCAACUCUGGGAAGCGGGUCAGGAGGCAGAUUUUCCAAGCCGGGGUGCAACCACAUGAAGCCCUCAGCAAGGAGCGAGGGAGGCCACCUACACACUCACACUCGAGCCAAAGGAGAGGAAACGACUCUGGGCUCUCAGUCACAUCCGCUCAGACAGAGGCUCAGACAGAGGCCGGGGCACGGGCGGAGAGGCCCACGGAGCGAGACACACAGAGCAGCACACAGAGCGGGAGGGAGAGGGGCCGAGGCUGGGAGAGGGAGAGGCUGAGUUCGUACCUCAAACCCUCAGCGUCUCACGUGCGCACGCACACCCUGGCGGAGCAUUAUGGGAUGGCUGAGCCGACGCGUACACAUGCCACGUCAGCCCCCACUGCCCACGCCGCAGCUGGUAACCUAGGGCAACCUCCUGUGGACAGGGACGAGCGCUGCUCCGUCUGCAGGGGGACGGGAACAGCCGUCACCCCCAGCUCCCCGCCACUGGAGGGAGCCAGAAAAACAGACAUCGACAGCCUGGUGUUCAAGCUGCCACUCCCCGCUAAGCCCAGGGCACCUCCUCGCCCCAAGAACUGGAUCGACGACGAAGAUGUUCUGUCCUUGUGUUCAGAGCUGCUGGACAGUGAGAUCAAUAAGAUCCUGGAGACCCCAGAGCCCGCACACAAGCCCUCAACACAUCGCUGCUCAGGCUGCGUGCUGAGGUUCUCUGAGGUGAGCAGUAGGACGUUCCCUGGCCUCCAGCGCUCCUGUCACCACAUCUGUGACCUGCAUGCAGCCCUGCUGGAGGCUAGCGACAGGCACCGACAGCACCUCCCCCACGGCCUUCCCAAGGCAGGCAGGCAGGAACACGCACCCACACCCACUGCAUCACCAAGACGGAGAGACACACUCCGCUACUGGGAACACUGCACAGACAUCCGCCUGACCCCCAUCCGGAUAGGAGGCCUGCAGAGGAGCCAGUCCACCCAGGGAGGAGAGCACAGGGCUGGACGCUACAGCCACGUCAGUCUCACUCCGUUGAAGAAGCCUGUUCCCUCUGAUGACAAAGUGGCCCACAUGCAUGCACACACACACACACACUCAUGUUCUGUGGUGUCCACACCAGACCAGAAGACACAUCAUGGUGGAGACAGUGCCAUUGAUGAACAGCAGACCCAUCUGUCUAUGCAAGAAUGCCCUAUGACUAAGAGAGACAGGAAGAACUUCUCCCAUGAAGAGUUGUGUUAUCUGCUAUCAGGAGUCAAGAAGUUUGGUCCUUCCUGGAAUUCCAUUUUGUGGGCAUAUCCCUUCCAUCCUGGACGCAACAAUGUGGACCUGGCCAUGAAAUACAGACGCCUACAGAUAAGAGGUCGGGUGCAGGAUGUGACCUACCCACGAGAUCCUGGAGCAACACAUUCAUAACUGCCCUCCGUCAGAAACCUGCAGUCACGCACAAGGGAGACUUCAUCUAGUGUGCAACAUUGUACCCAUUGUAAAUGAUCCACAGUAUAAUACCUUGUAUAGUUGUUUGUUUAUUGUUUUAUUAACAGCAGUAAAGAGCCUGUAACAAACAUUUUGUUUAUUAGUAAAAUGAGGAAGCUUGGGGUUAUGUCAGGUCUGGCACAAAUAUAUUGCGUUCUGUGCUUAUCCUACCUUAUAAUACCUAUAGAGUAGAAUAGUUUUUUUUGCAAUGUGGGGAUUCCUGUCAUGACACAUUGCACAAUGUCUGUUGAGGCUGUUAGUUUAAAUAAAACAUGUUUGUUAGUAGAUAUUGUCAGAUCAUCA